Messenger RNA from Chara braunii, 1235 nucleotides. The record is from the annotation of a GenBank genome assembly. NCBI's taxonomy places the organism in Eukaryota, Viridiplantae, Streptophyta, Charophyceae, Charales, Characeae.
GCAGCCUGCGCUGACCGAGUAUGUCGAUUGUCAACGUGGGCUCUCUCUUUCCUCUUUCCCCUCUCUCUCUUUCCUCUUUCCUCUCUCUCCCCUCUCAUUAUCUUCCUUAUUAGUUCUCUUGUUGGUUUUUUAUCAUGGAAGCACCACCACGUGAUGGUUGCUUCAACUGUGGUCAAGUGGGUCACUGGUCGCGAUAAUUGUUCCUCGGAUGUCCUCAUCUGUUAUCAUAGGCCGCCCGUGGCAACGGGGGCCAAUGCGGAGCCGCUCUUAGCACUGCCAGCUGCUAAUUCUCGUACUGCUGCUGGGUCACAGGUAACCUCUGCGAGUACGUAUUCGGCGCAACCUCGUACAGGGUCGUGGACUCAGAAUCAGCAAAUAUUGGAUAAGUGUAACACCUUCAUCAGUCGGGCCGAGCAGAAAGAGAGGGACGAACGGGCGGCCAAAGAACGUCUGAAGAAGCAGCGAGAAAAAGAGGAGGCGGCCGUUAGGCUCAAGAAAGAACGUGAGGAUUUCAAGUGCCGAAUGGGGCAAAGAUUGGAGAGCAGGGUUGCUCCCAUGUACGAUGCUAUUAUGGGUAAGGGAGUCAACAAAACCAACAGCGGCUCAGCUGACGAGGAAGUGCCUCGUCAGCGAUGGGAGAAUGAGGAGAUGCGUGCCAAGUACGGCAUCGUUGAGCAGCUGCCGUCUACGAACCUCGUCGAUCGUCUGCAGAAGGAGAAUAACGAUAUCAAGAAAGCGGGGGAUGACUUGAAGACUCGACUGGAAAACGAUAUGGCGGCACUCAAAUGGGAGAUCCGGGACCUCAAGAAUCACCACGAAUCAGUGGGGAGAAGUAACCUCACGAAGCAAAUUGAUGAGCUGCGGUCAGAGAUUGAGCUGCUCCACAAACGGAACGAGGAAACGGAGGAGGUCGCUCAAUUGUGGAGGAGCGAGGCCUUACGGCCUGGGAACAAACGGGGAAGCAUCAACAUGUCGACGCCAGCUAGCAAGGGCCGCACAGUGACUCGCUCUCAAUUGGGGGGUGGUCCCGAUGAAGAAGCACGACGCCUUUGUGGAGAGGUGCAAGACCUGCAUGAGUGUCGUCGCUGUGAUCAGACUGAAGUAGAUAUGCUCAAGGAAAGGUGUGCCAAAGCUGAGGCACAACGCAUGGAUGCGGAGGUGUAGCUAGAGAGACUACGUGAGAAGAUGGGGAGGUUGUCCACUGAUGGUACUGGUCUGGGUACUCCUCAGGUCGU